AUUGUCGAGUUAGCUGAGAUUCGUGGAGUUUUCAGAGUCAAGGGGGGCGUAGUUGAUACAGAGGCAGGUAUGGCGAAUCAGGGGGCCAAGAAACGCAAGGAAGAGAACGCUCGCCACAUGGCUAGGCUUCGUCUCAUCAUUAUUGUCUGCAAUGCUAUCUACGUCUUGAUAAGGAUGUUGGUCUUCCAUUCGUCUUUCACAUGGAAGCAUUGGAUUGGCCUGAUUGUGACAUCUCUAGCAUAUUUCAUUCCAUAUCAACAACUCGCUAAUAUGGCAAAGCCCUCUUAUGCUGAUGAUGGUGAGCUUUUAGAUGGGGGGUUUGAUAUGAGUACGGGUGGAGUUUGUGGCUAUUUACAUGAUGUGAUCUAUAUUACAUGCUUUGUGCAAGUCAUGUCCGUCAUCUCUGGAAAAUUCUGGUACACAUAUCUCGUGAUACCAGCUUUUGGAAUUUAUCAAUCAUUUGGCUUGAUUAAAGGAUUUCUGUCAUCAAAUUCAGAAGAAUCAUUUGAAGACGAAAAAACCCGUAAGAAGAGAGAAAAGAUGGAGAAGAAGGCGUCCAGAACGAAGUUUGUCAAGACAAGAACUAGAUAAUUUGUUUGCAUAGCUUGGGAAGCACAUUUAAAACCUAAUCUUCAAGAGCCCAAGAUGUGAGCUACUGAAAGAACUGUCAACCUAGUCAAUCAAGUGACUGAAAAACGUUGUGGACGUUAAAUGCUAUUGAAUGCCCGGAAACAAUGAGUUUGACUUGAACAUGAAACUUCGAGGGAUGUUAAAAGCACCAAAGCAUGAAAAUUCUUGUAAUCAGAUAUAUAUUCAUAUCCUUGGGACACUGAUGUUGGAUGUUUCUUGACAAUAAAUAAACCUGCAUUUGAGUUA
Molecule: messenger RNA, 876 nt
Organism: Neltuma alba
Lineage: Eukaryota; Viridiplantae; Streptophyta; Magnoliopsida; Fabales; Fabaceae
Product: transmembrane protein 208 homolog
Exons: 5
Coding region: 70-591 (173 amino acids)
Biological process (GO): vacuolar protein processing
Cellular component (GO): intracellular membrane-bounded organelle
Source: RefSeq, a predicted model, not a curated record